Molecule: messenger RNA, 591 nt
Organism: Penicillium canariense
Lineage: Eukaryota; Fungi; Ascomycota; Eurotiomycetes; Eurotiales; Aspergillaceae
Exons: 1
Coding region: 1-591 (196 amino acids)
Source: RefSeq, a predicted model, not a curated record
AUGGACCUCAGCCGUUCACGACACCUCAUGGCCUCGGAUUCGGACAGGAUGACUUUCGGUAUCAAGGCUUCUGCUUUAAACAGCAGGCUUCAAGGCCUCACUCAACAGCUCAACACCAACGUCGAAGACGCAACCCUUGAGCGAAUCGCUGCGCUCAAGAAGCUCGCUUGCCAUGUCUACCUUCACUGCGCAUUGCAUGAUGGCAGACCGACUGAUUUCAUGAUUAAGACUCAUGUACGAGAAAUCCUCAAAGGGAUCCUCGAUCUUAUCGAGCAGAACUCAGCCUCUCAUGUCAUUUGGCCCCUGUUUGUGGCGGCCGUAGAGUUGGAUCCACUUGACUAUGAGCUUUGGUCUGACCCAGACACGGGAGCGGUUACCGAUGGGAGAAAACUUGUGUUGGAUCUACUCGCCAGGAUAGCCAAAGUCAGUGUCUCCAGUGUUUCUCGGACACGUUCGGUCAUUGAGCAAGUGUGGCAAACCCGGGACUUCCAUCUGUCCAAGGCUGCUGGGUCGAUUCGAACGCCGUUCCAUAGUUUGAAUGACUGGGAACAAAAUGUCGUGCCACUGAGCGAUGCUCUGAGCUUAGUAUGA